GUCCUUUAAAAAUUCUUGAAUGCACAUUCAUACAUACAUACAUAGAGACAGAUACAGUCAAUUUGAUCAAAGACGAGAACACAAUAAUCAUCACAUCAUAGUUAUAGCUAUGGUUGAUAGUUGUUGAUGGUUGAUAGUUGUUGAUGGGAGAUUUUCAUCCGCAAAAGCAUGUCGAGCAAACUGAAGAAGGCCAUCGGAGCCGUGAAGGAUCAAACCAGCAUUAGCCUCGCCAAGGUCUCCGCCAACUCGGCCUCCACGAACCUCGAGGUCGCCGUGCUCAAGGCUACGAGCCACGAGGAUGUCCCCAUCGACGACAAGUACGUCGCUGAGGUCCUCCAGCUCGUCUCCUCCAACAAGGCUUAUGCGGCCGCAUGCGCCCGAGCCAUCGGGAAGCGGAUCGGCCGCACUCGCAAUUGGGUCGUCGCCCUCAAGUCCUUGAUGCUCGUCCUCCGAAUCUUCCAAGAUGGGGACCCUUACUUCCCCCGCGAGGUCCUCCACGCCAUGAAACGCGGCGCUAAGAUCUUGAAUUUGUCGGGCUUUCGCGAUGAUUCCAACUCAAGCCCGUGGGAUUUCACAUCCUUUGUCCGAACAUUUGCACUUUACUUGGACGAGCGGUUGGAGUGCUUCUUGACGGGGAAGCUACAACGGAGGUAUGUGCAUAAGCUUACUACAGCUCCGGCUCCGGCUCCAACCUACGAGCGGAGCAAGAGCCUCAGCGCACGACGGCCUAAUGAGCUUGUGCGGGAUAUGAAGCCCACCAUGUUGCUUGACAAGAUGUCGUAUUGGCAACGCCUACUUGACCGCGCCAUCGCCACCCGCCCAACGGGUCCUGCCAAGUUGAAUCGAUUGGUACAAACGUCGCUCUAUGCCAUUGUGAAAGAAAGUUUCGACCUCUACAAAGAUAUUUCAGAUGGUCUGGCCCUCCUUCUCGACAGCUUCUAUCACUUGCAAUACCAAAAUUGUGUCGCCGCCUUCCAAACAUGUCUCAAGGCAGUAAAGCAAUUCGAAGAGCUAAGCGCCUUCUAUUCGUCGUGUAAAAGCAUGGGCAUCGGAAGAAUCUCGGAGUAUCCGAGUGUGCAAGAGAUAUCCGAAGAGCUAAUUGAGACGCUAAGAGAAUUCUUGAAGGAUCAAUUUUCAUUUUCGCCGACAGCCAGAGCGGCAAGCCAAGCAAUGGUUGCACCUACGAAGCCCGUAAAAGUUGGAGUAGUAAACGAGGAUUGCAGCGCGCAAUCGCCGACCGCGUAUGAUGAUGGAGCUUCCGAGGUUGGAUCACAAUGCACGUCGUUGGAAGAGCUUAUAAAUGCAACAGAAACAGAAACUGGAACAGCUCCGGCCAUUUCAAUCGAUCUUGAGACAUACUCCGAACCCCAACGAGACGACAUGGGAGUGAGCGAAACAGGCUCGACUCGCUCCCUUCCGGUGUCGUGUUCGAUCGGAGAUUUAAUGUCGUUGGAAGAUUGGAUAGAUGAGAAUGAAGAGAACAAAGAGAGUAAAGGGGAAGGGCAGAAGGAAACACCAGUACACUCAUCAGCAUCACAACAAUCUCAAACAGACUUCAAUGCAUCGACCACGGCAUGGGAACACCAUUUAUUCGAUGCCCCAAACAACAGCUGGGAACUGGCGCUGUUGGAGCCACCGGCGGAUGAAAAUCCCUCGUCCGGCGGCGGCUGGGACGUCGCGCUAUUCAAGGCCGCAAGUUCCUCAACCAGCGGUUGGGAACUCGCUCUAGUCGAGGCGACGGCUGUUCAGCCACCGGUGGCGCUGGGAGGACAUAUGACGACAACAGAGAACAGCUGGGAACUGGCGCUUCUGGAGCCGCCGAUAAAUACGCAAGCGCUGACGCCAGCAAUCAGCCAUUACAAUCCAUUCCUGCAGGAACCGAGCGAAUUCAUUGGAACGCUGCAAAAUCAAUCAGAGGUGCCGACGUUCCAAGCGACUCCAACAUUCUCCGCACAAGAAUCGUUCGUGGGCCACAGUGGCAACGAUCCAUUUGCGGAUGGGGCAUUCAAGGGGAGCGGAGGAGGGGGCAUGGAUCUCAACAAUUUGCAGCUUCAACAACAAUUGUGGUUGCAAAAUCAGAGCAAGAUUUUAGCUAAAAAUAGAGGUUAGGGUUUCUUUAAUUUUACACAUUACGGUUUUGUUUUGUGGAAAUAGUUUCGAAAAACAU
Molecule: messenger RNA, 2167 nt
Organism: Andrographis paniculata
Lineage: Eukaryota; Viridiplantae; Streptophyta; Magnoliopsida; Lamiales; Acanthaceae
Product: clathrin coat assembly protein AP180
Exons: 1
Coding region: 169-2109 (646 amino acids)
Biological process (GO): clathrin-dependent endocytosis; clathrin coat assembly; vesicle budding from membrane
Cellular component (GO): clathrin-coated pit; clathrin-coated vesicle
Molecular function (GO): 1-phosphatidylinositol binding; SNARE binding; phosphatidylinositol-4,5-bisphosphate binding
Source: RefSeq, a predicted model, not a curated record